CCUCGCACGCUCCUCGCCGCAUCACGCCGAUCAAGCACCACUACGCGACCGCGACACAAACUUGUACACGGUCACUUUAACAUACGAACUUUCUUAAACUUUCAAAAAGUUAAUUUUGAACUGCUCAAAUUUUGGAUAAGGUAUAAUUACAAACAUUCAAAGGAACUAUAACUUUUAAAAACUUAAGAAUUUACUUUAGAGUACAUGUUAGUAUGUGUAAAAGUUUUUAACAGACAUUGACAGUGGGUGAUGUGAUGGGUCGCCGCGACAGCAGUCACAUUAGCGGCGUGCGCACCCUCUUGGUGGCGGGCUGCGCGUGGGCAUGCGCGUUGCUCGCUGCCGCCGCUGACGCGCACGCCGACGUCGACACCUCCACUGGACAUGGAGACAAUACACUCACUAAUUCAGUGACGGAGGAGCCGGAGUUCACGGACGUGAUCCAAAACAUGACCGUGCCGGCGGGACGCAGCGUGCGGCUCGCCUGCUCCGUCAAAAACCUCGGCUCGUACAAGGUGGCGUGGAUGCACUUCGAGCAGUCGGCGAUCCUGACGGUGCAUAACCACGUGAUCACGCGCAACCCGCGCGUGAGCGUCACGCACGACAAGCACCGCACGUGGUUCCUGCAUAUCUCUGACGUGAGGGAAGAGGACCGCGGCCGGUACAUGUGCCAGAUCAACACCGUUACUGCCAAGACGCAGUUUGGAUACCUCCAUGUUGUUGUGCCACCGACGAUCGACGACUCUCUGAGCUCAAGCGAUGUUAUCGUCCGGGAGGGCGCCAACGUCACGCUGACGUGUCGCGCUAAUGGCUCUCCUAAGCCCACCAUCAAAUGGAAACGGGACGACAACUCAAAAAUCUCUAUCAGCAGAGGACACGUCGUGUCCGAAUGGGAAGGUGAAGUUUUGGAGAUGGCUAGAAUUUCACGGCUGGAUAUGGGAGCGUAUUUAUGUAUAGCAAGUAACGGAGUCCCUCCUACUGUUUCGAAGAGGGUCAAAGUUAGCGUCGAUUUCCCCCCGAUGCUGUGGAUACCUCAUCAGCUAGUUGGAGCUCCACUGUACUAUAAUGUAACAUUGGAAUGUUUCACCGAAGCGCAUCCUACAUCUUUAAACUAUUGGACUAGAGACGACGGACAUAUGAUACAUGAGAGUCCCAAGUACCAUAUGGAGAACACGGUCGGGGUGCCAGCUUACAAGACUCAUAUGAAACUACUCAUCAGACAUAUUGUCACUGAAGACUACGGAACAUAUAAAUGCGUUGCCAAGAAUCCCAGAGGAGAAUCUGACGGCACCAUACGUCUAUACACUUCUUCGCCGCCGACAACGACGCCAGAUCCUCGAGCUAUGACCGUCCCGCCACCUUCGCGACCACCCCGUCGUGACGCACCUAUAACAGACAAAGGCACUAAGUACCAAUCGAACCUGAAUGAGAUCGACAAAGGCAAGCAGAAGACGGACGAGGGCGGUGGGAAGUCGCACCUCAACUGGGCAGCUCCAUCGCAAGCCAAAGAUGAUGCUGAUUGGAGGAGAAGCAAUUCAUGGAUUUUAGUUCUAUUACCUGUAGCUUAUUACUUUUAGACACAUUAUAAACAUCCAUUCAUCCAAAUAUGCACUGUCCAUUGUAUGUAUAUGUAUCACUGCGCAUAAUUAAAGUAAAAAGCCGCACCUAGCACAAAAUAAUUUACUAUUAGUGGCAUUGCCAUCAUAUCAGUUACGUUUACGAUAGCAUUCGAAUUGCGAACUUUUGCGGAUCCUAUUAUAACCUAUUUUACUAUACUUACCUGUUUUUUUAAAUUCAACAUGAUUAAUAUAACGACUCCUGUUUAUGAGAUGUUGGAAAACACUAUACUUAAUCAGUAUGUGUAAACUCAAUCUCUUUUCAAUAAAGUUGCCGCCCCGUGUAUGAAUGUUUUAUUAGAAAUGAUUGUAUAAGUAAAAAAAGUUAUAGUAAUAAGUUAUAAAAUUGUCCUCGAAAACAGGUACUUUAGAAUAGGAAAUAUGUUAAUUAAAUGGUAGAACUUGUAUAUCCAUAUUUGAUAUAUUAUAGUUUAGUUUUAUGUUUCAGAUAAUCAUAACCCGAAAUGAUGUUUUAUAUGUAUAAACGUUGUUGUUAUUUAUAUAAUAAAAUAUAAUUAUUAUGAUGUACAACAGUUCCUUGCUGUAAGUAGUCGCGGUUAAGCAGAGUUUUGUCAGUUGUCUAGAUUAUGUUUCGUGUGUUUUCAUUCAAGUCGUGGACGUUGAUUUCACUUUUCACGAAUUUCUGCUUAAUCGUGCACUAGGUAUAUAAAAAAUCACUGCACACGUAUUAAUAUAAUAUAAAGUGCACUAUUAUCAUAACGGUUAUUUUAACAUAGACUAAGACUGAAUGAAAUAUAAAAAUAAAUCUUAGAGUAUUACUAUUACUUUUUGUGCUUCUGUAAACCUCAUGUUCGCUGUGAUAAAACACUUACAAACCAGCAUUACAUAUAGUCGUGAUAAUCUCGACAAAGUGAAAUUGUAUUUUACAAAAUUGUAUGUAAUUAUGAAGAAAUAUAGGUGCGAUUAUUUUAUAUCUUCAUUUGUACUUUUAAUUAUCAAAAAUAUUGGUAUAUUCAAGUUAAGUGUGCGAUGUGUCUUCUAAAACCCAAGUUUCUUCCGUCAAUUAAAGUCUAUACAUAGUAUUGUAUGUAAAUGUUACCGUUAAACAUGUUGCCAAAAUGCUAAAUAUAAGAUAAAUGCUACAUAGAUAGGCAUUUUGUAAAUAUAUCAUUUAAGCCAAAGCAAUGGAGUGUCUUUUUAAUAAACAGAGUGUACCUAUUGAUUGUUGUGCGUUCAUUGUACGGUAUGCGAACGAUUGUAACAAGCAGCUACGUAACUUCACGUAAUAAUACCGAAUGAGUAGGUUAUGUGCUAAAUAAAGCUUGUUUUGAAUAA
Molecule: messenger RNA, 2909 nt
Organism: Pectinophora gossypiella (pink bollworm)
Lineage: Eukaryota; Metazoa; Arthropoda; Insecta; Lepidoptera; Gelechiidae
Product: lachesin-like
Exons: 9
Coding region: 255-1574 (439 amino acids)
Cellular component (GO): neuron projection
Source: RefSeq, a predicted model, not a curated record